Messenger RNA from Penicillium pulvis, 690 nucleotides. RefSeq lists its product as uncharacterized. The transcript has 2 exons. The record is from RefSeq and is a predicted model, not a curated record. Lineage: Eukaryota; Fungi; Ascomycota; Eurotiomycetes; Eurotiales; Aspergillaceae. Bases 1 to 690 code for a protein of 229 amino acids.
AUGUCGGAACUCACUUUUGCCAAAGCCUUCCUUUCCACUCUGGACUCCCGUCCCAUCAAGCUGCGUGCUGAUCAUGUCGUGGAUCCGCAGCAAGUUGGGCUGCAAGGACCAUACACUCUUCCCCGCCUCCGCGCCCCGCACCCGGAGAUGCCCAAGAAAGUCAAGCAGACCCAAGCACCAGGCUCGUCGAAAUCAAUUACCAUCCACGUGAAAUCUGCUCGCAAUCCCGUUCUCGAAUUCUCUUUGCCCAACUCUCCUCUCUCCACCACCACUGUGCAGGAUCUGAGGGAUGCUGUCCAACAGCGUGUUACCGAUACGCAAGGCAACCCCGUGGCGCUUGACAAGAUUAAGAUUCUCUGCAACAAGAAGCCUGUCGCUGGAACUAAUAAGACCAUCGCUGAGAUUCUGGCAGACGAGCCUGGGAUGCUGGUCGGGGGCAAAGAGGUCGAAUUUAAGGUGAUGAUCAUGGGAGGCGCCAAGACCAUUGAUGUAUCGGAGGCACAACCAGCAACAGAGGCACGGGAUGUCUCUCCGCCCAAGGCAGCAGUUGGACCGAGCGGUGAGGAGGUGGUGCGGACGGAGGCUUUCUGGAAUGACCUACAGGGCUUCCUGGAACAACGAUUGAAGGACGAGGAGGAAGCAAAGCGGUUAAGAGCACUAUUCAAAGAUGCAUGGGCCUCAAGCCAGUGA